AUCUCUGACUUUUUUAAAAGGAAAUAUCAGUCCAAGAAUUAUUGUUCAAGGCGGUGCGUAUAGAUCCAUGCCACCUGAUAAUAAAUGGGAGUAUAAGAGAGCAACAAAGGAAUCUGCUAGAAAAGGAUAUGACAUAUUGAUGGUAAGUGUUCGUUAAAUUAAGCAUGUGAUUUACCUUUUACCCCUAACGACUUACUUUAAUUUUACGAGCAUAAACUCUUUCAAUUCAAUUCUUAAAAACCCGAUAUUAAUGUUGAUAUUUUCUGUGUUGGUGUUGUGUACUCCUGUAAAUAUGUGAGUGUAUAUCCACACCGGGCAAGCUUGAAAAAUAUGCCUGGCCACGGUGGGAAUCGAACCUAGGACCUUUGGAAUACUAGUCCAUGCUUUGCCAACUGGGCUACGCGGUCAGGUCGGUUCGAGUUGAUAUCGAAGGAACUAGACUCAGUUCCGAAAUAUCAUCAACUCGAACCCACCUGACCGCGUAGCUCAGUUGACAGAGCAUUGGGCUAGUAUUCCAAAGGUCGUAGUUUCGAUUCCCAUCGUGGCCAGGCAUAUUUUUCAAGCUUACCCGGUGUGGAUAUACACUCAGAGUAACAUCACAAACAAUCAUAUUCACCUGAGUACACAACACCAACACAGAAAAUAUCAUGAUUAAUAGAUUCCAUUGAUAUCGAAGGAACUAGUUCCGAAAUAUCACAUACUCGAACCAACCUGACCGCGUAGCUCAGUUGGCAGAGCAUUGGGUUCCCACCGUGGCCAGGCAUAUUUUUCAAGCUUACACGGUGCGGAUAUACACUCAGAGUAACAUCAAAAACAACCGAUAUUAAUGUAUUGAGCGCCAACGUUCUUCCCUGGAGUAAAAUCGUCUGGUGUUAGACAGAGUGAAAAUGCAACUUAAUGGGUUAAACCUAUUCUUUAACAGAACGGCGGCACGGCAGUUGAAGCUGUAGAAGCAGCAGUACGUGACUUGGAGAACAAUGAAUAUUUUAAUGCAGGUUAUGGGUCGUUAUUGAACAACGAUGGUGAAGUGGAAUGUGAUGCAAUGAUUAUGGAAGGACACACGUUAAGAUAUGGUAGAAUUACGCUUGUAAUUUAUACGCUGAUAACCAUUUUUCGUAGCCCCAGUUAUAUUCUGCUGUCACUGCGUUUUCUGCUCACGAGAAAAUACUUCAUUAUAGAACUGUAAAAAUGAAGUUUCUCCCAUAUGGAAGAGAGGUUCACUAUAUUUCACAACCAUAUUAUAGAUUUUCUAUAUCGCUCUCGGAAUGAAAUAUGCCACAGAUCAUUUCAAACAAAUUGAUUAUGAAAUUUGGCGAGGGCCAUGAAGUUAUCAGUGUGAAAUAAAGCCUGUUAUUAUUAUUAUAAUAAUUAUUAAUAGUUUGUAGCAAUAGCCCAUUGCAUAAUUUACGCAUGAUACAUAAUUUAAUUCGCUGACGGAGGUAUGCAAACUCGGAGUGCCUUCUAGUUUGGACAUGCUGCCAUUUAUUCUUCGUAAGUAACAUCUUUCUGGCUGAUCCAUGUCAUACAGCCUGACUUUACUUAAAUCUUUAGGUGCAGUGAUCUCUGGACGUCAUUUUAAAAACCCUGUUUCGCUCUCCAAAAUAAUCAUGUACGAAUCAUCUCACUGUGCCUUAAGUGGAGAUGGAGCUCUGCAAUUUGCUCAAAGAAAGGGAUUUCCAAAGUGUGAUCCGGGCGAAUUGAUCAGCGAACUGGCCAGAGAGAAAGUGAAAGUUAGUUACGAGGAUUAUCUGGGUUAUGUAAAGUAUUACUAUGGGAGUAAACCACUAGGAAAAGAGACACAUGACACUGUAUCAGCUGUUGCCAUGGAUACCUAUGGACAUUUGGCGUGCGCGAUGUCAACUGGUACAUGUAAAUCUCUUUUAUUUGGACUACAAAACAUUUAUUUUCAAAAACUUAGAAAUCUUAUAAUCUAA
Paramuricea clavata is the source of this 1934-nucleotide messenger RNA. The record is from the annotation of a GenBank genome assembly. Lineage: Eukaryota; Metazoa; Cnidaria; Anthozoa; Malacalcyonacea; Plexauridae.